UCCUCCUCAGCCUCCUCCUCCUCUGCCUGCCCCCGCCCCUUGCUCCUCUGUCCCCUGCCGCCGCAGCGUCGCGGGCGCCUCGCGAAGUGCCUCCGGGGGAGGAUGUCUGCCCUUCGGCCAUGAGCGCGCUUUGCGACAGGACGCUGAGCUGCUUCCGGGGCCUGCUGUGCCUGCGGGGCAGGAGGCGGUUGCCCCCGGCGGCCCAGGCCCUCGGCGCCACGAGUGGCGUCGGCACCCUCGGGGCGGACGAGCCGUCCACGCGUGCCCAGAUGUCCAGGCGAGCCAGCUCCUUCCAGUUCCUUUUCAAUAUCUUCCCGCUCAUGAACUUGCUCUUCGGUCUGAGCCCGCCAGCGGCGGACGCGGCCAUGCGCUCGCACGGGUACGAGGGCGAGCCCGUGGUACCGAUGCCAGAUCAGAGCGAGGACUACCCGCGGGCCACCAGCCGCGACGGGAGCGCCCCAGACCCGCACGAGGUUCAGUACGACGUUCCCGCGCAGCCGGAGUCGGACACGGACAUGUACGGGCGGCCCUCGAUGGUCGCGGACGAGGAGCUGCGGAGGAUCAGCAGGGCACCGCCCGACGGCCCGCUGCAGG
Messenger RNA from Prorocentrum cordatum, 594 nucleotides. The record is from the annotation of a GenBank genome assembly. Lineage: Eukaryota; Dinophyceae; Prorocentrales; Prorocentraceae.